CAAGGACGCGCGUCUGAUCGGGAUAUCCCUGCGCCUGUCUAUCCAGUUUUCCUUCUCCCGUUGCGCUAGAUAUUGCACGACAAAAAGUUCGAAAUAAAAUCGAUGGGAAUUUUUUUAAACAAGAUGUGAACUAAAUUAACAUUUUUGUGGAAAAAUGAACCAGCUUUUGUUUGUGUUUUCUUUUUUUUUGAGGUGCGAAUUUUAUGCGCUCUCGCGGCUGAUGCGCCAAACAUCAACGUUGGAGCAUGUGUUUUGCAAGCGGGUAUCACAAUAGCUGGACGAACUUUUUUUGCUUCAAUAAACUGGUCCUAACCAGAGAAACAGGAACAGCCAAAUGACUGCAAGUCGUACCAUGUAGGUUGACAAGUGUGUGAACCUUAAAUGUAGGUUGAAGAGUUGAAAAUCGCACCAAGAUGUGACGCAUAGCAUCUCCAACCACAGCAGCAGGUCGCAUCUGCACGAUGAUAGUGAAGGCUAUGGAGUCAAAUUCGGCCACUCAGACGGCCGCUCCUUCGGUGAUAACCGGCCUAUUUCAAAAUAUUACCAAUCAAAACCAGAGCAAUGUAACGACAUUGGAGAAUCCUCAUCCGCACUGGACCGAUCUCCUACUCCUGAUCGUCAAGGGUUUUAUAUUCUCUUCCAUAAUAGUCGGCGCCGUAUUAGGUAACGCUUUGGUGAUCAUAAGUGUUCAUCGGCAUCGGAAAUUGAGAGUGAUCACGAAUUACUAUGUGGUGAGUUUGGCGAUGGCGGACAUGUUGGUAGCAUUGUGCGCGAUGACGUUCAACGCGAGUGUAGAAUUGACUGGCGGAUGGAAAUUCGGUCCUUUUAUGUGUGACGUGUGGAACAGCCUGGACGUUUAUUUCUCGACCGCUAGUAUCUGGCACUUGUGCUGCAUAAGUGUAGACAGGUAUUACGCUAUAGUCAGACCUCUGGAAUAUCCCAUCACUAUGACUCACAAAACCGUGUCCAUCAUGUUAGCAAACGUUUGGAUAUUACCCGCGCUCAUAAGCUUUAUGCCAAUCUUCCUCGGAUGGUAUACGACCGACGAACAUUUGGACUACGUGGAAACAAACCCGGACGAAUGUAUGUUUGUUGUAAAUAGGUAUUACGCGGUAAUAUCUAGUUCGAUAAGUUUCUGGGUGCCGGGAGUCGUGAUGAUCACCAUGUAUUACCGAAUCUACAAGGAAGCAAUCAGACAACGAAAGGCCUUAUCGCGAACGUCUUCGAAUAUAAUUCUGAAUUCCAUUCAUCAGCACCGUACGUCUUACCGCGAACGUUAUAGCGAUCGUUAUAAUGACAGGUAUAGUGAUCAGUAUUUACAUCCGGACUCGGAACUUACGGUCGCACAGAUAAACGGUGGUAGAAGUGCAAGUUCCGGUUCGGCGGUUUCGUACGGUACCACCAGUACCGAAUUCAAUACAGCGAUGAACGCGAGAGACAACAGCAAAGCUGCGACUGAACUCAACUUAAACGGAACGACAAUCCGACAACAAUCGAAAAGUUGGCGUGCGGAACACAAAGCGGCGAGGACUUUGGGCAUCAUUAUGGGCGUUUUUAUACUAUGUUGGCUUCCGUUUUUUUUGUGGUAUGUUUCAUCCAGCCUCUGCGGUGAGUACUACUGUCCAACACCCGACUGGUUGAUCGGAAUGCUCUUCUGGGUGGGGUACUUCAAUUCCGCCCUGAACCCUCUAAUCUACGCCUAUUUCAAUCGGGACUUCCGGGAAGCCUUUAAGGAUACGUUACUCUGCGCUUUGCCAUGCUGCUUCGGUUGCUGGAAAACUCAAGCCCGAUAUCUCUAGCCACAGGAUUAUUCCCCGGGAUACCGGGACGAACGGCUGUGAUAAUAUUAAUGUCGACGGUGGUAGGAUAAUCAGUCUGGGACCCGGGUGAACGCAACUGGUAAUAAUCGUGCGUUCAUUUUCAACUAUUCAAAAAUUCAUUGUUAAAACGCAUUCAAAUCGAUAUUUUACCCUUUGGCGUUCAUUUCUAAACGGUGUUAUUUUUGUUGUGCUCGCAUGAAAAUCUCUUGAAUAACACUCAUUUAGUUCAAAGCAAACUGAAACUACUUAUUAGCUUAUUAAUGGCCGUCGAGCAAUAUAGAGCCAAUUUUAUUUUUUAAGGUAGCCGUGACCCUAUGCAGGAUUAAUGACACAAAUCAUUCCAAACUUCUGACAAGCACUCGCAAACACAAAUUAGGAUCAAUUUUCAGAAAAGUAACAAAGAUAUUUAUAGAAAGAUUCUUGUAUAUGAAGUCUCAUGCGAUGCGUUCUUGUAAGGGCUUAUUGGAUUGCAUAAUUUUUAACACACAGGACACUUUAUUUUUUCUCACAUUUCAACUAGAUGACAAGCUUUUUUUGUAUUUUAACAAAAUUUCAGAAUAUUGAUACGGUUCGAGUUUGGGUUCUAGGUUCGGACACAAGUGCGGUUCAUGAUUUCUGAAACUGUCAAGUUUACAUAAAGUCUUUGUGAUGAACUUUAAUACUGGGUACCUCACAUUAGCAUCUUCGAUUUGGAAAAAUACCGUUAUUUUAACUAGUUAUUAGAAUAACAUUAGUAUUCCCAUUCCACGUAGUUGACUAUUGUUACAUCAUUUACUAUACCCAAUAAUUCAUAUUUGCUUUAGUUUUAUUUUUAAUUUAAAAAAUAUUUCAUUGGUCAUAAAAUUGCAAUAGCGAAAAGUAAUAUUAUUCGAACCGAUAUUAAAUUCGCUGCUUGAUGCUGCUUAGAUUUUGAUAUAAACGUUUUUUGAGCGCCUUAAUAGCAGUGAGCUUUAACAAUGAUUACCAUCAUUACUAUCAUUACUAACCAAAACUUAUAUCUUGUAUGAAAUCAUCAAAUAUGAAUUUAUUUAGAAAAACUUCAGAUGAAAAUCAGAUUGGUGUUAACUUUCCUAAGAAGUCAGAUUGGUGCAUAAACAAACCACUAGAACAACCACUAAGUUUUGAUUUGCGUGAAUAAGCGUGUACACCAUUAGGAAUAGAGAAAUUGCGGUUGCGGCCAUUUUAUUAUUUCCUUAUUUCAUUUUAAUUUAUUACAAGAAAAUAAGUUCUUUCGUUAAGGAACAAUCUACGUCUAUCUACAAUAUAUUUGGCGAACAUUUUUUCCUAUAAAAACGUAUUUUCGUCACUCAAUAAAAUAUUCCCACCAUAAUGGGACGCCAAAGCUCAAAUUUCGUGAAGUUCUGGUUGCGUGGGCGUUUGGGUUUCGGACUGUUUUGGUAAUAGGUAUAGUUUAAUUGAACAUAACUUCGUCAUUACGCGGAUCUUUGUGCUUAGUUAUUAAAUUAGGGAUAAGGAAGAUAUGUUUUGUACGUAAUUAAUUGUGAUAUUAAGAUAUUUUUUAAAAUUAAUAAUAAUUCCAACAAAUCCUCCAUUGAAUUUAGGAUUGCUGAUCCGCAUAUCUUUCGGUUUUUAUGACGAAUUUGGAAAAUAACUUACCUUGGUAAAUGAGGUGUUUCCAAUGACGAAAAUUAAAAUAAACGGAUUACUUUUGCAACAAUACUUAACGCAUAAAUAUAUACAAAAUAUUUUACUAGUUCGCUCGAUGACAAGAAAUAAUUCAAAACUAUGAUUGAAGAUCAGAUUGAAUCUAGGUUUAAAAUGUAUGCAAAAAGUACGGAAAGACUUGCAAAGACAUCUUUUAAAAAAUUUAUGUAACUAUUUAUUUACAUAAAAUGGAUGAAUUUUAAUCUGUAUAAUUUGCCUUUGUUUCUUUUAGAAAUUUUGUAUGUUCCAGGAUCAAAUUUUUCAAAAUUUGUAAUGGUGUUCUAUAUUAAACAAUUUUUGAAAACUACAUGCAAUGGUACUAAUUGUCUAAUUCAAAUAAUGACUAAAUUGGUUAAGAAUUACAUACGUUAAUGUCAAAAUUGUUUAGGUUUUGUGCAGGUUUGUAAUUGUACAGCUUUUUGUAUUUAUACCUUUUUUUUGUGGGUUGUUCUUCUCUAGGUUUAAUGCUCAAAACCAAGUACGCAAAAAAAUGAUUCGUUAUAAAAAAAAACCUAGCCAGUGUAUGUAGACUUCAGUAACUGAUUAAAUGCAUUCGUUCCAUUUGAUAGAAAUGCUCAAGAGGUACAGCACUAUUGUGAUCUGGAGUCAUAUUCCUAGAGAUUUUUUGAAAUGUCGUAAGUUCUUUCUGGGAUAUUUUACAAUUCAUAUCAGAUUAUUUGAAAUCUCCUUAUAAAACCUACCAAAAAUGACUCUAGGGCGUUUUUUACAAUCAUGUGAGGUUGUUCAGAUUGUUAAAUAAAUAAAUACAAUAGCUCAAACCACUUCCAUACCUUCCACAUAAAAUUCGUUCUACCGCCAAACGAGCAGGAACGGAAAACCGUUUAUAAUAUUUUUCUUUUCUCUUGUUCAGUCAGUCGAGUCAAUAUGAUCAUUAGGACUUUUCAUGGAAUACUUAAUCGUAUGCCAUUUGAGUGUCACAUCCCGAAAAUUGGUUCAACGAAGUAACAUUGUUAAAGUUAAAUUAAUCUGUUGUUUCAUUUCGUGUGAUCAGUAAAGGAAACUUAAGAUUGGCAAUUCGCUUUAGCUCAAUAUACCAAAACCAACAAAUUUUUUACGCUAUUCCAGUUCCAGUUCCAAUUGUAAUUGUUCUAGCAUUUACGAACGGACAAAUCUAAAUCCACGUGAUAACUACUGACUUAUCAGAUUGCGAUUUUAUACACAUGUUCUGUAGCGCAUCUCUCUUUUGUGUUCUGCCUCCAUCAUGCCAAUAUCAUUUGUUGAAACCACUUUCCCACAUAGUAUUGCCAAAUGACGCGUCUAGUAUGUUUAUACAAGUCGCAAGCAUAAAGCAUUCACUUUAGCUGUGUGUCGAACUGCCUGUGCAACUGAUUAUAAGCCUAAAAUUGCUUUACUACGACAAAUACGUUGCCGAAAUAUCCCUGAUAAAUAAAAGAUGUGAGAUGGCAAGUAUUACGUCCAAUAUUACAUCCAAAACUAUUUGAGGAAUUUUGCAAUUCGGUUCGAACGGCACCGUUCGGAUGAUUGAAAUGCCAAUAGGCGUCAUAUUUCAAACUUUAUUCAACUAACAAAAGUUGCGCUCUGGCUUUUCAUUUUCAAAAAUGCGGAUAACUAACUGCAUUUGUUUCGUUCGGAACGCGAGUCCGCUGGUCGCUUAAAAACUGAAAUUGCACCUGUCGGGAAAAAUGUACGCCAUAAAUUUAUCUUCGCGAACGUUAUUUCCCAGUAUCCCUUUGUGUAUUCCUCCAUGUUGACAUUUAUUCUUCGCAACACAAUAAAUUAUGCGAAUUUAUAGCAGCGAAACGGAUGUUAUUCGUUUCUCGCGGUGCAAACUGUCAUUGUACUGUCGUUAAUGUGAAAAUGCGGCAAAUCUCCUCACCCGACCGUGCUGAUUAAAUAUUAGUAUAUAAUCCUGGUAGUCACAUUUGAAAUAGGAUUGUUUGGGUAACCACCAAAGAUACGUAUUCAGUUCCAGUGGUUUAGAUGAAUGUUGCCCUGAAGCUACCAAAAUUAUUGGGCCAGAGAUGGAAAUAUUUUUGAAAAAUCAAAUAAUUGUUAUAAAAAAACGUUAUACAAAAGUUUAAAAUGAGUUUCUUUAAAGUUCACUUAUUUUGCCCAUAGGGUGUAGACAAUUUUCCUGAAGUUGCUUGGAAGGAAAUAAUAAAAUUAAAAAAAUUGUUUUCAUACAAUAUUUUUUAGCUUACCUUUGCAUCUAAAUAAAAAGUGACCUAAGAACACAAUAUUCUUUGAAACAAACUUUCUUUAGCAAAAAUAUAUAAAGUACAACUAUGAGCUAUUAUAGGCAACUAAGACCAAAUAUCUAGUUAAUAUAAAAGCAUUAAUGAAAAAUCUUUGUAUUAAAUUGAUAGGUUGCAUACAUACUAUCUAGAUUCUAAACCAUUUGAUUUAAAAACAACUCAAGUAACCAAAUCAGUAGUAUCAUACACAAAUUUUACAACCACCGCCUGACAAGAAAAAAAAUUCUUGUCAUUGUAUUUCAAAACCCCAACGACUCAUUAUUAGGUAAAAUAAAAUUGGUGGUUUUAAAGAUCAGUGAAAUAUAGUAUUUGGUUAAAAAUGCUUUCGAAUCACAUGCUGGUGGCCUGGUGUCUUGGAACUUAACAUUAUUGCUUGGGCCUCUUUCUUGCAUUUGAAAAAAGCAGAUCUAAUAAAAAAUGUCAAUAAUCACAAUCUAUCUACAUUAAAAGAUCCGGUCACUUAAAAUGAAAAUUACUUAGCGUUUUCAAAAACACAAAGUAAAUGUUACAAUAUUUUAUUUUUCUAGUUAAGAGUUCUUAUCUGAAUAAAAAUACAAAAAAUAUAGUUACGCGCUCUUCUCACUAAGACGACGAUAUGCAAUUUUAGCAAUGUUUAUCAAAUAGCUAUUCCAAAAGAAUAACAAAACACCACUACUCUUAUUUCUACGAUAGUAAAUAAUAUCCUUUACCCAAAAUACCAUUUGGAUUUGAAUUUUGAGUCAAGUUUGGUCUGAGUUUGUUCAGUAAUAACACAAUUCAAAGCCAGAAACUAGAGGUGAACACUGCAAGCGAAUAAGCUAAAGUAUAAUAUAGCUAUAUAUUUUGCUCAAUGCCAUCAAUUUGCAUCCCAAAUGUUUCAUUGCUCUGCGUCCGUACGUAGGUACAUAGGCACAACACCACAGCCACCACUGCAAACCGCUAACCGUUAUUUGCCAAAUUCUGUCAUCAUUGGUCACGAUUUGCGUGGUCUUCCCCAAAAUUUCGUGUUUUAAGUGUCGCCAUAAUUUAUACGUUUUAUGGAUAAAUUAUGAUCUCAUUUAGAAUAUAUAUAUACGGACGCUAUGUAUAUAGUUAUUUACGCUCAUUCACUAGCAAAUCGAAUGCGCAUUUUCGUAUAGAUUUUUUAACGAAAAAUUUUUCUGCCCGUACGUGUAUUUAAGAAAUGCCCUUUUCAUAAAUUAUUUUGUAAAACUAUUUAACGUUACCCAAAGCAAUAAGGAAAGACUUGUUUUGUAUUUCCGUAAACCGAAACAUCGCGUUUCAAAAACAGAAAACUAUUGUUGAGUUUUGUUUAGACUAAAAUGUUCCAGUACGUUCUUUUAUAAUGAGUAUUAAAUGCAAUUCGACUGAUUAGGAGGUCGAUAUUCAAUCUAAUGAUACAAAACUGAAGGUCCAUGUAUAAGUUCAUCAAAAUAGGAACUCUACAUGUUGAAUACUGCAGUAGUGUAAAGGGGUAAAAGAUCAAAUAGUGAGUUUAAAAUUUAAAAAAAAAUAGCAACACUACAGCAAAACUAUAGACGUCUCGCCACUUAACAGUCUUAAUUCUUUUUUCGAAUGUAUGCUCUAUGCUUACCUAUCCUAUAUACUGGAGCGGUCGUUUUUAGAUAACCACCACAAGGUGUUUAUUACUACCCUUGCGUACGAGUAUUCCAUCAGUGUUGCGCUGAUCCAAGUAUAUCUCGAAUGGUUUGGUGAAAGUACAGUUAUAGUAGGUUUUUCUUUCUCAUUUUAAGCAGAUUCCAGUCAAAAUCGGCUUCUCCGACUCAUAUCGUACCUAAAACUGCAUCAAAACUGCAAAUAUCAGCUAUCAUUUUUUGAUCCAAUUCAUGUCAAUAUCUUCCAAAUACUAGCCAAAAUCGGCGUCUUCGUUCAUUAGAGUAACGCAAACCUUUAUAAACUAUUAGAUAUCGAUGAAAAACUCUCAUUCUGAGUCGAAUUGUACCGAAAUCUACAUCUUUGUGCGUGUGUCGAGUACUUGUGUGCAUGUUGUAGGUCUGUGUCUGUGUGUGCGAGUGUCUCGCAUAUUUGUUGUUCAAAUGUCAGCUUUCGCAGUUUGUAUAUAUUCGUCAUAGAAGCAAAUACUCGAUUGGCCUCUUCGAUCCUUCCCUUCUUCGCAUCUUCUUUACUUUCGGAACUCUGUUUCCGAAUAGAUGCUAAAGAUGAUACGAUAGGAACUGUCUGACGCUUUUUCGAAUUUCUAUUACGUCUCCCAUUUUGUUCCAGUGUAGCCUACUAGUGAUAAUGCGUAGAUGUCUCGGAUCUAGACCAGCGGAGCUGCCUCUCACACAUGGGAAACAUACGAGUAUGGAUAAUGUGGAAAAACAUCUAUCUGAUGCUGUACUAGUAUUCGGAUUUAAAAGUUUUUGAUUUUUUCGGUAAUGUAACAAAAGUCUGGUAGAUUUCCAGCUUUAUAUGCAGAGCUGUAAAAAUCUGUAGAAGGCUCUUUAAACCCUUGACAUCUGCGUUGACGAUCAGUUUAAGUGUUUCCGCAUGUAUGUUAAGGUUUUCUUGCUUUUCUGGGGCUUGAUAGCACGUCUCACUUUUUCUUUUUUUGAAAAGUUUGAAAUUUCCCCUUUUUUAUGCUUCCUUAAAUUACUUCAAUAUCAACAACACAACCUAUGAAAAUAUAAAUUUUCAGGUUAUUCGAAAGUACGCAAGCAUUUGUUAGCUUGUGUACGAUUGCUGCUGCUCUUUCUUUCUUACAAUGUCGUUAGUCGUAUGUAUGACCUGAUAAUUUUCUUAAAAACUCACUUUGUUUUUUUAUUUUCUAUUUAUAAUUGUUUAUUUUACUUUUUACAAAACUUCUGAAUUCCUCCUGCGUCAGUUUUUGCUUAGUCGAAAUUGCUGACGUUUCGCCAAUCAUCCUGUUGGCUUCUUCAAAGCUUGACUGAAACUGGCUCGUAUUUUACUCUGUACCUGCUUAUAUACUGUUGGAGGGGGGCGCUAAUUAGGGGCAUAAACACUGUCUCGGAUGACUGAUUCUCAAAUUGCUGACAGAUAGACUCUCGGAUUUUUCGUUGGUAGAGGAACUGAUUACUUGCAAGAAUUUUAGUCUUAUCGAAUAACAUUUUAUGAUCGGUUUCAUGAGUGUGUUCGGCAACAGCUGAUGAGUUUAUUUGUCUUAUUCGUAAGGGUCUUUCGUGUUCUUUGAGCCUAGUUGAUAUUUUUCGUCCGGUCUCUCCAAUGUAUUCUUUGCCGCAUAUGGAUGGAAUGCUGUAAACUCCUGGCAUCUCAAAUGGAGUGUUGUCUUUGACGGACCGAAGAUGUUAAGAGAUUUUUGGACAAUUUCGACUCAGCAAAAACCGACGCAGGAGGAAUCCACAAGUUUUGUAAAAAGUAUUACAGUGGAAGUUUCUCUGAAAAGUUAAUUGUUUAUUUUAUUAUUAUUAUUUAUUUUAUUUCGUUUUCUUUUUCUUGGUAACUUUGAUUAGAUGAUUGCUUGUUUUAUUGUAAGCGUAUUAUUUGUUUAAUAUCAUCUGUUGAAUUAAAGUUGUUGUCCCAACUCAGUAUGUGAUCUGUUGACCUUAGGAAACAAUUUUAUCUUUUGCUCACGAACGUUAGGACAAAAUCCAUGGUCCUAUAUAACUUUCGAUUUGUUGUUAGAAAAAUACAAAUUUGUUUUGCGACGUCAGAAUGUUGUUUUCUGUUUUUGAAAGGAACAACAUCGUUCACUUAUUUCUGUGAUAACUUACUUUUGUAUGACGAUUGUAACUCACUGUAUCCAUACUGUAUAUAUACAAUGUUGUUAGAUGUACAACUUAUAUAAUAAAAGGCUGUAAACAUAUAUAUGGAUGCCGGAUCCGUCAUAAUGAACACACCGAUAUACCUAUAUAAGGGACCGAGUUAAUGAUGGAAAUGCUUAGAAAAUGUCCCGAUAAUAUUUAUUCGGCUACAUUUAAACCCUAAAUUGAUUUUUUUUAGUUUACUGAAUAAAGUAUUCUCUAAGGUGUCACUUGUUUACGAAAAGGUUUUAAAGCGAUAUUUGCUGAUGUUCCUAUUGAAAUGAUUUGAACUAUCUACUAUUUAGGUGUAAAAAUCGAUGUAAUUAUGCCUCACAAUGGAGUACGUACUUCGACGCAUGCGCGAGCCAAUAAUGGCAAUAAUAAUAUUGUAAAUUUGACGUAAGUAUAGGUUGUAAAAUGAACUGGGAAAUAAUUUUGCCGUCGUCGGAAAGAAAAAAACUAAAAUAUAAAAAAUUAUAUGUACCUAUCAAUUUUCAAACAACCAAAUAAAUUAACAUAGUCUAACUAAAAUCAAGUGGUUCAAAUUCACCAAUUCGCAAGGAAAAUUUAAAAAAGCGAACUGUUCGCAUACAGUAAAGUCAAAUUUUGAAUUGCAAAAUUGGAUGAAUUUUCAUGAAACUUUAUUUCGUUUUUUUUUUUCAUAUUUACGAAAGUAAUGAAAUUGAACCACUCUGCAUUUUGUCACUUUGAUUUCGUUCAUAUGUUCAAGUUUAAGACCUUAUCAAAGUCCUUGUACAUUAUAUGACAA
Messenger RNA from Cylas formicarius (sweet potato weevil), 10213 nucleotides. Its product is annotated as octopamine receptor beta-3R-like. Gene Ontology annotation, cellular component: membrane. Gene Ontology annotation, molecular function: octopamine receptor activity. The coding region runs from base 462 to 1799 and encodes 445 amino acids. NCBI's taxonomy places the organism in Eukaryota, Metazoa, Arthropoda, Insecta, Coleoptera, Brentidae. Gene Ontology annotation, biological process: adenylate cyclase-activating adrenergic receptor signaling pathway. The transcript has 6 exons. The record is from RefSeq and is a predicted model, not a curated record.